AACAGAUAUAUUUACAUAUAUUUGGUGUCGUUUACACGGUCAAAUGUAUUUGUCGCAUAAAAAUUUUCAUGUUAAAAUUGCACGUGUAAACGGGCCUAUAAAGAGAAAAAACUGCGUGUCAGUGUUCAGUUUAAAUAAUAAUGAUUGAAAUUUCUAAAUAAACAUGGCAAUUUAUUAAACAUAAUUCCCGACACUCGCUAAGUUAACAUCAUUUGGCAGGAAGACGUUUCACAACGAAGAAAAAUUUAAAAAAAAAUGAGACAACAUUGGGCAGGUGGUUUAAGAUUUAUACGAAACGUUCACUUGCACUGGCAUGAUAAACCUGGUCCACGCCUAUCACCACAUGUGAAGCAAGGCAACUAUAAAGAGUAUUUCCUGCAAGUUUUCCCAGAGUUUCCUCUUCGGGUGCACAAAGUUAUAAGGUCGACUGACUGGAAAACAAGACCUGAUCUCAAAAAACAUUUUACGAAGUCAAGUUCAUUUUUGUAUACCUGUCUUGAAGAACCAAGAAGCAGUGCAUCAACAUUCAAAGUUGAAGAAAAGAAAAAAAUUUCUCUUCUGAGUGCCAAGUUACCUUCAAAAAUUGGUGAACUUUCCAGUGGCAGCAAAGAAAAAAUUUUGAAUUCAUCUACUUCUCGUAGUUUCAAGUCAUCUUCAAAAACUGAUGAACCUUCCACUCCCAACACAGUCGAAUUUAAAGAACGUUUUCUCACAAAGGAUCACAAAAUUAACGAUAGCGUCCAUGAAAAUUUGAAAAGUUUUCCUUGGCUUUGUGGCAAGUAUGGUACAGCACGUCCUACUUAUGAGAUGAAUUAUCGUCACAUGUAUCUUGAAGUUGACGAAUCAAAGACUGAGGAUGUUUUAAAGCAAGAAAUCGAUGACAAAUUUGAAUGGAAAGCUUCAGAUUACAUCGAAUUACGUUAUGUUGACCCACGUAAGAAAAUAGAAAUCCAACAGCUAUCCAACAAUGUUAUGGUUGAUAGAAAGAAGACCGAGGACUAGCAAAUUAAGUGUCAAGGGAAAAUUUAAAAGUGGCUGGUUUACCUUUGGAGAUGCAAUACAUAUAUUCAGAAGCGGUAGAUAUUCUGACGAUAGCUCAUAAACGCAACCUUCUACGGAACAUUCAGGAUCUUGGACUACGUUUGGAAAGUCCAUGUCACUACCAAAUGCACAUAAGAGUUAAUGGCAAUAAAACUGAUUUUGAAAACUCUCUUAAAGACACUGCUUCUGUUAUUUCUGACCUUGUUUAUUAAAAACAAGUCUAUAGGCAAA
Xenia sp. Carnegie-2017 is the source of this 1272-nucleotide messenger RNA. RefSeq lists its product as uncharacterized. NCBI's taxonomy places the organism in Eukaryota, Metazoa, Cnidaria, Anthozoa, Malacalcyonacea, Xeniidae. The transcript is spliced from 8 exons. The record is from RefSeq and is a predicted model, not a curated record. The coding region runs from base 256 to 1002 and encodes 248 amino acids.